This is a messenger RNA of Closterium sp. Naga37s-1, 1236 nucleotides long. The record is from the annotation of a GenBank genome assembly. Lineage: Eukaryota; Viridiplantae; Streptophyta; Zygnematophyceae; Desmidiales; Closteriaceae.
AUGAUUCUUCUAGCCGUGCUGCGGCUGUACGUUCUCUACACCACCCCCCGCGCGCAGCAGCGGGCGGUUGCGCCAGGGUGGCGCGGGGAGCGGGGGAUCGUGGCGGCUGCUGCGCUGGCGCUGACGUGUGCGGUGGUCCCGCUGAUGCAGCUGAGCGCUCGCGUGUCACUGAGCUCCUUCUCUACAGAUGCGGAUUUACCGCCUUAUGAGGUCUGCUCCUUGAUCCUCGCGUUCCUCGCCUGGGCGCUCACAGCAACGGCUCUCUUCUGGGAGCGCAAGCGCAUGGCAGUGAAGGGCGCAUGGCUGCUGCGGUUUGCAGUGCUCUAUGUGAUGGUGGGGCAGCUGGCGAAGCUGAGAUUCGUGCUCAUUCUGCAGCAGGACUUCCAGGCCCGAGCCCCCACCGCCACUUUUCACCCCCCCUCCCCCUUCCCUUCCAUCUCCAUUGUUCGUAAGUUCGCCUGGAAUGCUUCAGGUCUUUUUAGUCAUGUGCUCCUAGGCCUGCUCACGCUCUUCUUCUUCCCCAACCUGCUCCUUAAGAGCACCCUUCGCCAGGCUUAUUCUCCUCUUCCGCUCUCUCUCCUUCCCUUGCGCCCACUUUGUACCUCCCUUCUUCCCGUUUCUUCCCCCUUCUUGCACCCCCAGGUGCUCCUAGGCUUGCUAGCGCUCUUGUUCUUCCCCAACCUGCUCCCCCAAGAGCACCCUUCGCCAGGCCUCUCCUCCUCCUCCGCCCUCGCAGCCGCAGAGGCAGAGGCAGCACCACUCUUGCCACCUGCAGCAGCAGCAGCAGCAGGGGCAGCAGGGAGUGGUGGUGGUGCGGGGUAUGUGCCUUUGGCUGCAGGGCCUGUGGGUGGGGCGGAAGGAGAAGCAGCGGAGGAGGAAGGAGAUAACCAGGGGCAGUGCAGCAUCUUGAUUGGUCCCAUUUCCCCCGUUUCCCCAUUCCCUCUCCCCCCUAGGUCUGACGUUUGGGUGGAUGACGCCUCUCAUGGCUACGGGGUACCGGCGCCCGUUGGAGGACAGCGAUGUUUGAGCGCGUGUGGAGGGAGGAGAAGGGGCGCCCCAAGCCGUGGCUGCUGCGUGCCCUGCACUCCUGCUUUGGCCGCCGGUGAGGGGAGAGGAUGUGUGGGAGGGAUGGGAGGGAUGGGAGGGAGGGAGGGAUGGGAGGGAGAGACGGAUUGGAGGGAGGAGAGGGAUGGGAGGUAUGGGAGGGGAGGCGAAAAAAGUGUCAUCGGGCUUUAA